Messenger RNA from Catharus ustulatus (Swainson's thrush), 5470 nucleotides. It is a transcript of the gene GPR146, whose product is annotated as G protein-coupled receptor 146. The transcript is spliced from 3 exons. NCBI's taxonomy places the organism in Eukaryota, Metazoa, Chordata, Aves, Passeriformes, Turdidae. Gene Ontology annotation, biological process: G protein-coupled receptor signaling pathway. Bases 821 to 1825 code for a protein of 334 amino acids. Gene Ontology annotation, cellular component: membrane. Gene Ontology annotation, molecular function: G protein-coupled receptor activity. The record is from RefSeq and is a predicted model, not a curated record.
UGGUGCUGACAAUUCCUUCCGAGGCUUUAAAAAGCCUUUGGGCUGUGAGAGGCGGUAGAAAGCAGAGCAGAGGCUGUUUUGAAAUCCUUGCUGGAGAAUUAGAAAAAAAAUAAAUAAACCAAGCCGAAACCACGAGCUCGAUCUCCUCCAAUGAAAGAGGUACCACAGGGUGUAGGCAGGUUGCCAGGCGAGCUCGGCAGCGUGACCGCACUGCAUUGAGUUUCUUUAAUGAAAGCCAGGAAAGAACACAUUACACAGUGUUUCUUCUGAGAGCCAGCGAGCCUCCAGUGAUUGAAAUCAAUAAAAACAGUCGGCAAGGGGCCCAGUGGGGGAAGAGAGAAAUCUCCACUACAGCAUUCAGUUUGCUUUCCACUUUCUCCCUCCCCCUCCGAAGUUAAACUCCGGAGAUCACCAUGACGAGCUGCUCCGCCUGAAGACGCUGCUGCGGGCUCAGAGCUCCCUGCCCGCCUUCGCUCUGCCCCCAGCGCCAAGGAAAUGAAAGGCUUGCUUGGAAUCUGAAUCCCGCCUGGAAAAAAACUUCACCGGACAAGUGCAUCGCUCGGCACUUCAGGAAAAGGGAUGGGUUUUACGGGCAGAGAAUGCUAAAAGGUGAGAGGGGGGAGAGAAGCAGCGAUCCGAUGCUGGAUGUAGGAUGUCCAAGCCGGGCACCGCUGGAGCUGCGGGCAGGACUGCGAGCGAGAGCCUGAGAGCAUCCUCAGCCUGAGCACAGCCAGUGGAUCCAUCUCAGACUGACAUUCUCCUGGGCUGCACCUCAUAAAAGCUGGUAACCAACAAAGAAGACACAAAAGCUAAAAUCACUAUGUGGAGCUGUGAAGCCUUAAUCAACAGUACUGAGAACAGUGAGGACCAGCAUCUCUGCCAUGACUUCGACCUUGUGCUUUCCAUCUUUUCCCUUCUCUACCUCAUUAUAUGUUUCCCAAUUGGCCUUUGUUACAAUGGCCUGCUGGUCCUAGUUAACCUCUACAACAAAGCUACUAUGACUAUGCCAGAUGUUUACUUUGUCAACAUUGCCAUUGCCGGUCUCAUCAUCAACACUCUGGCACCAAUGUACCUGCUGGGUCUUGCCAAUACAAAAUGGGCCAUCUGGAAUUCCAGCAAUGAAGUUUAUAUUACCUUCCUUAUUUUAUUCAACGUCUCAUCGUUAGUUACCAUGUACUCUACCACACUGCUCAGCCUGGACUACUACAUCGAACGUGCCCUGCCCAGGACUUACAUGUCCAGUGUGUACAACACCAAACACGUCUGCGGCUUCAUCUGGGGCGGCGCCAUGCUCACGAGCUUCUCCUCUCUCCUGUUCUACGUCUGCAACCACGUAUCCACCAAAAUAAUCGAGUGUUCCAAGAUGCAGAACCAGGAGGCGGCAGAUGCCAUCAUGGUGUUCAUCGGGUACGUGGUACCCGCCGUCGCCGUUCUCUACGCGCUGACGCUGAUCCUGCGCAUCCGCAAGGAGGCCACGCCGCUGGAUCAGGACACGGGGCGCCUGGACCCAUCGGUGCACAGGCUGCUGAUUGCCACAGUCUGCACACAGUUCACCCUGUGGACACCCUAUUAUGUUAUUCUCUUGGUAAGCACGUUUACUAACCUACGAGGAAGAAUUCCAGAUGUGAAUUCCAUUCAAAUAUUACACUUCGCCACGAUUUUGUCAAAAUUCCUGGCUUUCUCCAGCAGCUUUGUCAUGCCUCUGCUCUACAGAUACAUUAACAAAAACUUUCCCAACAAAUUACGACGUUUGCUUAAAAAGAUACACUGUGGGAACCAGGGGUGUUCUCACGAGCGCACAGUCGUACAGCAGGUCAUGACAUAGGUGUGACACAACCCCUGGUGCUCUGCCUGCAGCACUGGGUGCUCAGUGCUGGGACUGUGACGCUGCUGUGCUGGCACUCAGAGACAUUUGGGAGUCCCAACCAAGUGGCUGGAAGGAGCUUCCAUUGCAGUUGAAUGCAAGAGUCUUAAUUUUCCAGUAGUUGUUUGCUGAAGUGGUGUGAGGCUCUGGGCUAUGUGCUGCAUUACCUGUGACAUCAGAUACCUUCAGUGCACUGAACUGGUGACAAAGGAUAAACUCUGUUUUCAUGGCUCUGAUCUUCCUGUCUGAAGAAAUCACUAGGCAGUUUAUUGAAGUCUUGACUGAAGACACAGCACCUUGUAUCUUGUAUAGAAAAAGGUAUUACCUUGUUUUCUGUACAAAGAAGUGAUAGUGCUAUCGUUGAUGAAGUAAAUAGCAUAUUUCAAUGAAGAUUAUAUAGAUGAUCUUUACUGAAGAUCAUAUUACUCAAUUAUACAUGUCCAAAUAGUAAAUGUUAAUUUUAAAUUAAAUUAUUUAAUUUCUUUCUCCAUCACUGAAUCCCCUCUAAAAGAAGCCUAAUUUACUUUUUUCAGAAAUUAUUUUCUCACACAAACUAACCUGUUUUAAUGUUUAUGGUAAACUGAUUUUUCUUUUAGCUACAACAAAUAACAAAAAUGUGUUUUAAUUUUCCAGUGCUUUGUUUGUAUCCUAAAACAUUUCAGGAAUUCAGAAAUAUUUAUUAACUAAUUCUGAUGGAACUUAGAGAUGUUUGUUCCACAUACUAAAAUGAAGGACACAGUGGUUUACAAAGUUAAAUCAGAAUUUAACUAGUAAAGACUGUCUGGCUAAGUGUUACGGUCCACAUAUGUUCAUGUAACAAGAGUAAUUGUCUUAAAAAAUAAAUAUGUUUAUGAUUAACAUUUUGUAUUUUCAAGGGAUGUGUUUGGAACAAAUAAAUUAAAUUCUCUUUAAUCUAUGACAUCACUGGAGGUUGGAAAACAUGUAAAAUUCCUCAGUAUAGGAAUCCCAGUCAGCAACAGCUCUUUGCUGACCUCUCAAAAAAGCCUUUUAUUGGGAUUCUUGGAUACAUAGUGAAGUCCAGUUUCACAGCAGGGAUUAAUAAAUCCAAUCCAGAUCACCCAAUUUUACUGAUUAUAUGAAAUAAGUGAGAAACAGACAUUCUGCAGGAAGCACAGGAACAGUUACAACAAUAAACUACAGAGCACUGACCCAAAAACUACCUGUUCUCGUGCUGCUGUUGCACUAGUGACACGAGGGGACAGGAGGGGGGUACAAGUGAGGCUGAUAUUCUCUCACUGCUGUGGGGCCACAAGAACACUUUUGUCACUUGAUACAUUCUACAGCAUCAUUGUAUUGCUUAAUGCGUCCCAGCACAAUUCAGAUUCCACAUGACAUCAAAAAAAUGUGACUUUUCAUCCUUCUGGUGUAGAAAAAGAACAUGAAGUGAGACCAGAACUGAACCUUUCCCAUUGCUUAGAGCACAGUCUUGUCUGAUAACUGGCCCUGGUCUGUCAGCAGAGACACAUACUAAAGUUCUGUGUGAAAGGCAGGUGAGGAACAGACCUGUCAGAUCUUUUCCCAUCAAGCAAUUUCUUCCCACAGCUAUAUUUGCUUAUCUUCUUUAUAUACAAGCAUCUCUAAGUUAUCAACAUCCUGGUGAAAGACUUUCCAUUAACCUUUACUUUUUUUAAGAACCUUUCAUAUCUUACUGAAUAUUUUUAACCCUUGAAGCCUACAGAGUAAAUAAUCUAUUUCUGUGGUGUUUUCAGUUUUAGCCUUUGAUGAAACCCGUGAUAAGGACUGAAGCUGUUCCUUAUUGCUGUGUCCAUCUCACACACUCAUUUACAGUGCCUCUAUGCUGGCAUACAUGAUACUGGCUGUUUUCUUGGUUUUGCCCACCUUGAGAGAUUUUCUAUGAAUUUCUACACAUCUUGAGAAUUCAAGCUCACUUCCACACAGAAGUGCUUAGGAAGAAAAUCUUUCCUUACAGCUGUCAAGCAAUCAGACUCCAUCUUCCCAUCUGAGGAAAAUUCUGUUUCUUAAUGCAUCACAUUAAAUCUCUCACAUAAAAUCUGUUAGAGAAAUUCUGUGCCAUUAUGCAGGAGGAGUUCCAGCAGGGAGGAACUGGCUUAUCUGGUGUGAAUAGAGGCUUUCAGAACUGGGACACUGCCAGAACAGGCAAUUUUAAGUGCAAUUUCAGCUUCCAUGUUGCUUCCUUAUUUCCAUUUUCUCCUUCUCUUAAGACAUCUUAUUUUCUGUCUAAAAGAACUGUUGCCUUUAUUUCUGUUCCUUUCUCUCUCAGUUAAAUUCUCAGUUUCAGAUCAUGGCUCUUACAUAAUUUCUCUUUAUUGUUUUUCACUUCUCUGCACAAAUUAUUUAACUUUCAUUUCCCUCCCAUCCCUGCUUGUCUUGCACACCUGGUACCAUUCAGUACUCAUGUCUAUUUUAUCACACUGACUCCUUUAUGAUAGUCCAAAUCUUACUCAGUGAGUCAAGGUUACAAAUAAAUUUAGGCAGCAAAAUGGAAGCUGCUGUUUAAGAGAUGUAAAAUUAUUUUUAUGGAAUUUACCCAUGGGGUAUCCAAUCUGAUUUUUUUCCUAAUCUUUUUUACUGCAACAGAGCUACGGAUGUUUGUUUGUACCCUUGAUAAACACUAAAUGUGAUGGCAAUCAUAGAUACAACAUGGAUAAUUUAAUGACCAAGACUGCUAUCCACUCAACCUCUUUGACCAGUUAAUUUGAUGUAUUAGUUGUCUCAAAGAAACUGUGGAUCUGCCUGGCUGCUGUUCUCCUAAGGAAAUUCUGAACUUUACUGCAGCACCCUCACCUGGCAUCUCUUAAAAAGCAGUAUCCCAAAAAGAGAGAGCUUUUCAGUAUUUCUGUAAAGAACAGCAGAGGAGCAAGUGAGUAAAAUACUUAGGGAAAUACAAAGUAUCAUAAACUAGGAAAAACUUUUAUACACAAAGUUCUCGAGAAUGGGGCCUUUCCAUUUCAAAUACCUGAAGGGUUCUGGUGCCUGUAAAUAGGGGUUUAUCUAUUACACAUUUAAAUAGAUAUGAAUAAAAUACUGUAUAUAUGCAAGAUAAAAAUCAGCCUACUGAUGUAAAAAGAAUCUGCAAAGAGUUUAUUAAAUUAUUUCUAAAAGUGUAUCAUUUAAAUGAAGACCUCUGAACAGGAAGGUGUACUGUAUGCUUCUGUAUGUAUAUAAUGUGUACUAGAAAAUAAGCACUAGUGAAGUGCCAUUAUUAACAGUGUUAUUUUCUCACAAAAUUAAACUUAAUAUUUGAAUUGAUCUAUGGCUUAAGCCCUCUUGCUGAACUGCUAAUUAAUUCAAAUCAAUGAACUAACAAAAAUGUCAUGCUCUGCUUCUGAGUUAUUAACACAGCUAGUUCAAGACAGGUCCUUGUUGACCAACUCAGUAGAGGUCCUAGUUUCAAAAGUUUACAUUUCAGAAUCAAAUUUUGUUGGUCUCUGAAGAUUUAAUUUCAGUUAAUGAAAGAAGGUGAUCAGUCACUAGAAGAUUCCUGGUUCUAUUACAAUGAAGAGAUGUGGACUCCAAUAUCAUGUCAGAAAUGGACUUUCUGGAAAGCUUCAUAAAGGAAGUAAUGACUCAUAAUACAUUCUCAAUAAAAAGUGUUCAAGUGUA